Messenger RNA from Xenopus tropicalis (tropical clawed frog), 2815 nucleotides. It is a transcript of the gene mmp19l, whose product is annotated as matrix metallopeptidase 19 like. Gene Ontology annotation, cellular component: extracellular matrix. The transcript is spliced from 8 exons. The coding region runs from base 62 to 1783 and encodes 573 amino acids. The record is from RefSeq and is a predicted model, not a curated record. Gene Ontology annotation, biological process: proteolysis. Gene Ontology annotation, molecular function: metallopeptidase activity; metalloendopeptidase activity; zinc ion binding. Lineage: Eukaryota; Metazoa; Chordata; Amphibia; Anura; Pipidae.
UAGGGGGGAGCACAGUGUCCCACUGAGAGUCCCCAGGUACGGCCACAGAGCAAGGAGCACCAUGGCCACAAGACGUGUGCCACUGGCUUUAGCCUGGGCAGCCUGGCUGCUUGUUUUGCCACUCAGCUUCUCUAGACCAAUUGUGGAGGAAUCUAAUAGUGGGGAAUACAGAGGUACCCCUUCUCCAGAGGUCAAUGUCCCCCCAAAUAUGGACCCUCGUGGUGUAAAACCAGAAGGACCACUUCAGAUAGACACAGAACAAUUUAAAUUGGCAGCGGAUUAUCUGAUAGAGUUUGGGUACCUUCCGGACGAGAACUUUACAGAAUAUUCUGUGCCCAACACUCAAUUUUUCUCUGAAGAUGAGCUGCCCGAAGAGUUUAUCAGCGGCUUGGAGUGGUUCCAGAGACAGAAUGGCUUGAAAGUGACUGGUAAAUUAGACACAGACACGGCUGAAGCAAUGAGGCUUCCCCGCUGUGGGAAACAUGAGCAACGCAUGUCAUACAAUCUGGGCUCUAAGUGGAAGAAAGAUAUGCUGACCUACAAGAUCCUUAAUACGACAGCCCAGCUGCCUGAAAAGAUGGUCAAGGAUGAGUUAAGCAAAGCCUUGAAGGUCUGGCAAGAUGUAUCUUCUCUGAAGUUUGUAGAAGUUGGGAUCAAUGAAACAGCAGACAUUGAUAUGUUCUUUGUGUCUGGCCUGCAUAAUGAUGGCAUUAAAAAUGCUUUUGAUGGUCCUGGUCGUGUUCUGGGUCACGCGUUCAUGCCUCCGUUCAGUAAAAAUAAAAAGGACAUCGAUGGAGACCUUCAUCUGGAUAAUGAUGAGAAAUGGACAAUUAAUGAGAAGAAAGGGGUCAACCUUUUGCAGGCCGCCGCACAUGAACUUGGGCAUGCCCUGGGACUAGACCAUUCCACUGUAACAGGAGCUCUCAUGGCCCCAACGUACAAAGGCUACAACCCAAAAUUCCAGCUUCACGAGGAUGACAUUCAGGCCAUCCAGGCUCUUUAUGGCAAACCAAAGCUUAAUCAGACCACAGCUAGUAAUGCCACCGUAAUCAAGACUGGAGAUGUGAAGACAGAUACAACAUCCAACACAAAACCCAAAGCAGAAGACAAGGAUCCCAAAAAGCAAUCGGUGGUGAAGAUGUGUGGGCAAGAACCAAUUGAUACAUUUGUAUCCACCAAGAAUGGAUCUAUCUUUUUAUUUAAAGGUGAAUACUUCUGGGAGAUGAGCCACGGGAAGCUGCCAUUAACAACCAAGAAGAAAUACCCCCAGCUUAUUUCAACAAAGUGGAAAUCUUUGCCUUCUUCCAUUGAUGCAGCAAUAAGAAUGCAGAACCCAUCUGCAGAUCAAGAUGGAAAGAUCUUCUUUUUUAAGGGAAGUAAUUACUGGAAGUUUGACAAUGGUCAAAUGGAACCCGGAUACCCAAAGUUAAUCAGCGAAGGGUUCCCAGGUGUCCCAGACCAUCUGGAUGCGGCAUUUACACAACCUGCUAUUGUAGCAAAAGGAGGGAAAGUUAUAAGAGAAGAGAGAAUUUUCUUCAUAAAAGGAAAAAACUUUACUGUGUACAACCCUGCCACUGGGAAUAGUACCAGCCCUCAGUCUCUGCAGGAUGAUUGGGUGGGAGUCAAGCUGCCAAUCACUGCAGCGCUCAGUCUGAAGAAUGAGAUGUUCCUCAUCAGCAAAAAGAAGUUCCAGAAGGUUCUCAUGCUGACUUACACUCAGGAUCACGUGUACGGCAACAUACACCAGCCCAAGAAUCUAAAUCAGCUGCUUCAGUGCGACUGAACUAUAACACUGAGCUCUGUCUGCACAGAUAUAUGUAAAUAAUUCUACCUUACUGAGUCAUGCACACUCUUACAAUAUUCUUUUAUUACUAUAUGUGAGAUCGAUUUAUCUCCUUAAUCAUGACAUCAUAUGUAAUAUCUCAUGAAUCGCUGAAUACAUAAUGAUUGUAUGAUUAACCAUUUUAUGUUGGGAGGGAACAAAAAAUCUAACCACCCCACCCUCUUUUGGUUUAGGUGUGAGCCCCCUUUCCACAACCUGCUGCACAGGUUGCCAGAAAAAUAGUAACAUUUUUCUAUAUGUUUCAUAUUUUUAUCUUUAUUUCCUAUUAAUAAUAUUGGCAUGAAGCAUCAUUUUUAAUGGCCAGAAAGCAACCCCCAGCUGCAAAGCUCCCAGUGUGUAAAACCCCACAGGUCCCCCCCAUACCUGGUCUGCAAAUGCAGAGUUGUGUAGCAAGGCUGUCAGCUGCCAUGUCACAUCCAGUGUCUCUGUCCCAUUGCAGAGCAGUCACAUAUGCACUGAAAGCCAAUUUGGUUGGUUAAAUCUGGGGUCUGGUUUCCAGCCAAAUAUGGCACCCAACAAACCUGCCACACAGGCACAAUGCCAUCCUAAAGCCGCUGAAUAUUACCCGGGCAUAAAACUGGGUAGCUGCUAAAAAAGGGGGGGUUGACAGCCCUGAUAUUUACAGGCUGAAUGGAUGCUAUGUGAUUGGGUAGGGGAAGGGGCAUUCUAAGGUAUCUUACUCUUAAAAAUGUUCUUAGGGUUAAAAUAAAGAUAUGGUAUGUUUCAAAUGAAAAAAAGUCUUUUUGAUCUUUGCUGCUCAUGUGAUUAAAGACUUGGACAGCAAAUUGUAUCUUGGUUGUUGUAUAAGCGGAUAUUGGAAUGAUAUAGGGAUUGUCGGCUGAGAAUCCACAACUCCUAUUAUCCUAAUUCAUUCUUACUAGUUAUCGUGUAUAGGCUGGGGCAGUGCCAGGCAGACAUUGUGACAAUUGGCAGCAAUACAGAGAUCUUGAUUUCCAUGCUUAUUAUUCUGAA